Messenger RNA from Exophiala xenobiotica, 1338 nucleotides. RefSeq lists its product as uncharacterized. The record is from RefSeq and is a predicted model, not a curated record. The transcript has a single exon. Lineage: Eukaryota; Fungi; Ascomycota; Eurotiomycetes; Chaetothyriales; Herpotrichiellaceae. Bases 51 to 740 code for a protein of 229 amino acids.
CCUUACACCAUCUUGCCGUACACCCCUUCUGACGCACACACCAACCAACAAUGUGCUCUGAAAAUGCCAAUUCCGGCAGUGGUGAAACCGGUCUCGCACAUACCACUGCCCUCAGUGCUGGAGAUGCGUUGCGAGCCUACGUGCCCCAGGGAUCCACACUAUGUGCUGAUGCAUUUGACCUCAUGAUCUCUGGCCUGCCACUAUCAAUUGUCCACCACAGUUUGCGUGUCUAUCUCUUCGCCAAUUGGUUGGCGCACAGAGAACAGAGCAGCUAUGUCGACAGCGAGAUUCUGUUUGUUGUCUCCAUUUGCCACGAUCUUGGUGUGUCACAUCACCACAAUGGCCCCCAACGUUUCGAAGUCGAGGGUGCUGAUGCUGCGGCAAACCUCCUACGGAAGCAUGGCAAGUCCGAACAGGAGGCCCACGAGGUCUGGACCGCUAUAGCUCUACAUACAUCUCCGGGUAUCGCAGAGCGUAUCACCCCGUUGGCCAGACUCGUCAGGCUUGGUGUGCUCAUGGAUUUUCGGCCUGCGACGCGACAGGAAAUGGCCGCAGUGGCAUACGGAGAAGAGAUUGAAGCAAAGUUGCCACGGCUAGAGAUUGAGAGAAUCCUGGGCGACGCUGUCGUCCAUCAGGCUGUCCAGAACCCUAAAAAGGCACCUGCUGCCUCAUGGCCCAACAACCUUUACAAGUCCUAUCUGGAAAAUCCUGAAUGGAAUGGAGUCAAUCGGGCAUUCUAGCCUUUCAAAGUCUACAAAAUUCUGUUGCGGCUUUUGCAGCCCUUCCUAUUCACAACUGCAGUCUUCUGCCAAUAGCUCCGAAGCAGAUGCUUGUGCAAAAAAGAAUGCUUGCCAGCCAAGUAUAGACACCGAAUUGUUCAGACGCCAUCUGCUGAUGAAUAGCUGGAACUGGGACGAAAUCCGGAUCGACCAGUAGUAGGGCCAAUGUGCCAGCAACGCUGACCACUGCUGAGAAGGCGAAGCCAGGUAAAGAUCGAUCGAUCAGAUACCAUAGAACAGGAUUGGCCAGAGCCAAAGUCAAUGCAACUUGCAAUGUUGAUUGCCAGGGAAGUCGUCGCUUGAUUGUAUAUUAGUCUUCCGGAGGCUUGAAUGGGAAGGAGCAACUUACGACCGCAAAAGCGAUGCCCACAAAGACUCCCACACUCCUCACAGCAGAGUACCACAUAGGACCAAGACCACUGUCUGAAGCCGUCGUGCCAUCCGGCGUGGCUUUUGGAGCAGCAUCUGAUUUUCUGCUCUGAGUGGCCUGAUCUCGUUUCAUAGCGGUGGAGACAGUCGUCUCCCAGAAUGCGUCCACGAGAGGCAAUGCGUUACCCAG